Diaporthe amygdali is the source of this 942-nucleotide messenger RNA. RefSeq lists its product as uncharacterized. Gene Ontology annotation, biological process: rRNA processing; ribosomal small subunit assembly. The transcript has a single exon. The record is from RefSeq and is a predicted model, not a curated record. Gene Ontology annotation, cellular component: CURI complex; UTP-C complex. Bases 1 to 942 code for a protein of 313 amino acids. NCBI's taxonomy places the organism in Eukaryota, Fungi, Ascomycota, Sordariomycetes, Diaporthales, Diaporthaceae.
AUGUCUUCAAUACCAAAGACAAUAGGCGAGUUCUCAGUGUUGCCACUGAGCAUACCGCCAUUACCGUCAUAUCCUCGCACCACCACUCACUAUGCCUACGUGCGACGACAUGCGCCCAACCAUCCCACACCCGACGACGAUCGCAGUCUCUUCGUGACAAAUGUCCCCGUGGACAGCACAGAACCUCAUUUCCGCGCGAUUAUCUCCACCCUUGCCGGCAAUGGCAGAUUCGAGUCCAUAUCAUUCGAGGCAGACAGGAGGGAAAAGCCAGUCUCCCUAGAGCCUGCCCAGGCCGCACGACUAGCCGCGAUCGCAUCACGGAAACGCAAGCGCGACGAGUCCGACUCCGAAGACGAGGAAGAGCAAGUCGCGCGGCUGCCCCCGACAUGGACACGCCAGCUGCACCGGAGUGGCAGCACGGCUGUCAUUGUCCUCGCCGACGAGAAGAGCGUAGACCUCGUCCUGAAGGCCAUCGCGAAAGUCCACAAAACCAAGAAAUAUCCUGUCUGGGGUGAGGGUGUUCAAGAGAAGGUCCCCCAACUGGGAGUCACAUGGAUCCAGGCGCACAACAAGCUGUCGUUCCCACCCACCGAAAUCCUCCAGCAGUCCGUGGACGCCUUCUUCGCCGUGUUCAACCGCAAGGAGAAGGAGGCCGCGGAGCUGGCUAAGAGGCUUCGCAACGAGCCCGACGAGGACGGCUUCGUCACGGUCACGAGGGGCGGCCGCUCGGCACCCGCGAGGAGGGACGAGGCCGAGGAGGCGCGCAAGAAGAUGCUGGAGCGCGAGCAGAAGAAGAAGGAGGAGCUGACCAAUUUCUACCGCUUCCAGCUGCGUGAGAAGAAGAAGGCAGAGCAGGCAGAGCUGAUCAAGAAGUUUGACGAGGACAGGAAGAAGGUCCAGGCCAUGAAGCAGAAGCGCGGGAAGUUCAGGCCGGAGUCUUGA